Molecule: messenger RNA, 3604 nt
Organism: Durusdinium trenchii
Lineage: Eukaryota; Dinophyceae; Suessiales; Symbiodiniaceae
Source: the annotation of a GenBank genome assembly
AGAUUUGAGCUCAAAGAGCAAGAUCAGAUCGCAGAUAUCUCACUUUCAAUUUCCGCUUGCUGUGCCAUGCGGAGUUGGCUAUUGGGCGCUUUGCUGCCUAUCCAAGUGGCUUCAUUGUGCCUGGUGAAUGGCACCGCGCCUGCUGAGCGAAAGAAUCUGGUGAACCCCAAUGGCGAGACCUAUCCAGUGGGAAUUUGGGUCAACAAUUGGGCGGCUGGAUGGGCGACCUCUCACUUGGUGAAUACCCUCGUCCAGGAGAUGCUGGGCUACAACGCAGAGCUGAAAGGUCCUGGGGGCGGGACGGUCCAUGGCUAUCGCGCCAUCGCCGGCUGUUCUCGACCAACCGACGCUGUGGAUCCCGGCUGCGAAACGCAGGUUUCCUACGUUCACUUGAGCACAGAGAUGUGGGCAGGCUAUCCUACAGAUUGGGACACUCUCCAGAAGAACAAGGCCAUGGCUCCUAAGCGGUUGACCUCAAUGGGCUACACAGGGAAGGUGUCUCAAUAUGUGGGCAAGGACCGGCAAGCAGAAGCAGCUCAGACGCAGGGGUUGCCUUUGGAGUUCUACGCCUCCUACGAUGUCGACUGGUGGAAACCCUGGAACUACUUUGACCAGCUCUCGGCAGUUGACACAUCCCUCCUCAAGCGCUGCAAUGAGACACAGUUUUCUUCGGAUGUCCAAAUGCGGGCCACUUUGGCAUGGACGGGCGACACAGGAGGAAUCCAGAUUGUCAAUGGCAAGGCCAUUGGCGUAUGUCCUGAUGAGUACACUUGGCGUGCGCCCGCUUGUCGCAGUAACAGUUCUACGUGCAUCCUUUUCUUCACCGGCGGCAAUGGCUGGAGCGUGGAUGUCAUCAUGCAGCAAGCCAUUGCUUGGAAUAUGCCCACUGCCAUUGCGGUGGCCAAAGAUUGGAGUUCCUUCUCAGCGUUGCCAUUGGCAGUGAAAUCGACUUUCUAUUGGUGGGUUCCGGAUCCCACUUUCUUGGAUUUGGCUCCAGUCGAGAUCAUUUUCCCCGCGUAUGACCGGAAUGCUUAUGCUGCUGGAGAUUUCCGAACCGCGCCGUCAGAGUUGGAAAUUACCAAAGGAACGAGCAAGGACCUGUUCACCCUGGCACCCAGAGUAGAGAAUUUCUUGGUGAACAUGGAGAUUGACAUGACUACUCUCAACAGUAUUCUCCUCGAACAGAAGACGACCGGAGAUUCGUGGGAGAAUGUGACUUGCAAGUGGCUUCAGAACAAUGAAGCCACUUGGAGCUCGUGGCUGCCAGAUGACACCACUUGUUUCGCAGGCUUUGGGCUGGUUGACAUUGAGACUGGCGAGUUCGUGAUGGAUCGGGCCAUCAAAGAGGGCAAGAGGUGCCAGGCAUGCCCCAGUGGCACCUUUUCCAAACAACUUGUGGACAACAUGGGCGUGACUUACAUUUGCGAGCAGUGUCCUGUGGGCACCAGCCAAGCGUCUGGAGCCUCGUUGAAGUGUGAUCCUUGUGACAAGGGCUCGUACCAAGACGAGCUGGGGAGUCAAAGCUGCAAACGAUGUCCCCUCAACAGCUAUAAUGAUCAAGAGGGUGCGGCUCAAUGCACAGUGUGCCCCAGCGGGAGUGGCACCUUGGGCCUGGGAUCCUCCAUCUUCACAGAUUGUGGAUGUGUGGAGGGCCGUAUUGAUGUCUCCACCACAGAAGGCAUGUUAAAUUGUGUGGAAUGCAGUACCGGCUUGUCUUGCCCUGCAAUGUCUUUCUUGGAGAGCUACAAGACUGGAACGCAUCCUCUGGGCGAGAAGUAUGUUGCAUCGGUGGAAGCUGGCUACUACACCACAGCACUGCAGCCUUUGGAGGUCUACAAGUGUGGGAAAAUUUUCCACUGUCCCGGCGGUUUGCCGGAGACAUGCGCGGGCGGUCGUGACGGAGUGCCAUGUGCUGAGUGCCCACAAGGUGAGACAUGGUCGGAGAAUCAGUGCAUGGGCUGUGAGGUAUGGAGGCAGGUGCUUUGGGCUGUGAGCAUUGUCGGCAUCUUCAUCUUCCUGACAGUGUCCUACUACUUAAUGACUUCCAAGGUUACAGCGAAGGCUUCUGUGCUUUUCACCACGACCUGUGCCUUCGGAAUGCUGGUGUCCCUCCUUCAGAGUGUGGGCAUCAUUGGCAUGAUGACUGUUGAGUGGCCUGUGGACCUGAAAGGCUUCUUCUCCUACUUUCAGGUCCUUUUGCUGGACCUGGACAGCUUUGGCUUCGCAUGCUUCGCUGGUGCUGAGACCAGCUUCCGCUACACCGUCAGUGUGUGCUUCUUCCCUGCAGCCGUUGCCUGGCUCUUCCUGAACUUCUUGGUCAGCAAGGUCCUGCCGACCAAAUGGAACUGGGACUGGACAAAGGUCUCCAGUUGCGCGGGGCAGGUACUCCAGGUGGGUUUCUCGACUAUGUCAACGAUCGCUCUUGCACCAUUGAUGUGCUACACGCAUCCCAAUGGGCAGCAGAGCAUCCUAAAGUACCCCAAUGUGAUCUGUGGUGAGUUGGAACACACUGUAAUGUUGAUCGCUGGAGUGCUUCUCUUGGUGUUUGGGGUCUUUGGCUUUCUUUCGCUGUGCACCUAUGCAGCUCUGCGUGUCCCGCACUGGAGCGCCAAAGAGCAGCAUGCCCGUGUCCGCGUCUUCCGCUUCUUGGUCUUCCGAUUUCGCUUGGAUUCCUGGUGGUUUGGAGUGCCACUUCUGACCAGAGGACCGUUGAUCUCCUUGCCCAUUGUUUUGGCCACAGACUACCCGCCAAUUCAGACCAUUUGGGUGACCCUCAUCCUUGCAAGCUUCUUGGUGAUCCAGUCGAUGGCAUGGCCCUGGAAGGUGCCCAUGUUGAACGUCUUGGACUGCUGGAUGUCUUACUGUAUUUUGAUCCUCGUUGCUGGCUCGGCCUUAUAUUUGGAACCCAUCUCCAAAGGUGCGACGGAGAGCUUCACGAACGGCUUCUCAACGGUGAUGAUGGUGAUCAUAUUCUCAUCCAUUGGCAUGAUGGUUCUGAUGUCUCUGACUGCCUUGGUCCAUCGUGCAGCCAUGGGCGGCAACAAGGAGUUUGCCGUUUUCAACCUUUCCAGGACUCACAACUCAGAUGUGGUUGCGAAGAAGCUGAAGGACAUGGCUGAAUUGAUGGCGCAGAUGGAAGAAAAGGAAUUGGAGAAAGCCUUGGAUACCUUAGCAGUCUUCGACACCAGGCGCAUUACCAAGUUCAUGACGAUGAUGGCCGCUGAAGUGAUGCCUGGCGGCAAGGACUUCUCCUUCGGGACACGAGUGAGCUCAGCCUCCUUUGGUCAAAAGGCUGCGCCGGCCGCAACGUCUCCGGACACAGCGCCGAGUGCAGCGUGAUCGAUUACGCCCGUGCGGAGCAAAAAGUUCUCGCUAUCUCAGGAGGCACAGGAUGCUGCGCCGACUGAGAGAUAACGCUUGUUGGACUGGGAGGCUUCUUACCUUGAACGGCGCCACAAACCAAUCAUAAGCGCAAAGGAGGAGCCGGACCAAGGGACACUCCCAGUUGUAGCACCUAAUGCGUUCGUUUGGAACGUAGAAUGUGAGCCGAUCUGGUUAUGAAUCAGAUUUGGUUGAGGGUCACAAUUUUUUGAGUAUGCCUGUC